This is a messenger RNA of Sphenostylis stenocarpa, 747 nucleotides long. NCBI's taxonomy places the organism in Eukaryota, Viridiplantae, Streptophyta, Magnoliopsida, Fabales, Fabaceae. The record is from the annotation of a GenBank genome assembly.
AUGUCGUAUGAAAAUACUGGUGGUGCUUGUAAGAAUGAGGUUAAACGAAUGCUUAGUGUUUUCACUAUGUGGAUUUUGAAGGCAAACCGGAUGUGGGGGAUGCUGCUGCUGAAUUGGGAGAUGCUGGGAGAUGAGAUUGGGAAAGGAGCUUAUGGUCGAGUUUACAAAGGUUUGGACCUGGAGAAUGGAGAUUUUGUUGCCAUUAAACAAGUUUCUUUGGAGAAUAUUGCUCAGGAAGAUCUCAACAUCAUCAUGUUUCGGUACGGGGAUGCAGAGGAACAAACACACGUGGCCAGGUGCAGAUCAGAAAUAGACCACCAGAGUAGACUAGGACACACUGUCACUGAUGCAAAGCAAAUGCUGUCACAGCUGGAGAUGGAGAUGUCAAAAUGCAACUGCCAUUCCCUCAUCGUUGGCAGCUUUAUCCAUUAUGUACCCUCAUGUGCCAGUGUUCCUCUACCUUAUACUAGCAUGCCUCCGAUUUUGGAGUACACAUGCUUCAAAGCAUAUGUCCUGAUGGUCCCUUUGGGUGAGGUUGACUUUGGUCUAGUUGAAAAUGAGAGUGAUGGUCAAGGGGUUGCAUUGUUAGGGUGGCAAUUGUCAAUAAGAAUUGUUGUGAAAAUCACCAAUGUUGCCACCAUCAAUGCCGAGGCUUGUAAAUUAGCAGUUGUCGCGGUAUUGGGCAUGGCAGAGGCAACAAGGUUUCAAGGUGUUGUAAAGUCAGAGUCCAGGUGCACGGGUCAGUGA